This is a messenger RNA of Thecamonas trahens ATCC 50062, 5733 nucleotides long. RefSeq lists its product as uncharacterized. The coding region runs from base 1 to 5568 and encodes 1855 amino acids. Gene Ontology annotation, biological process: proteolysis. The record is from RefSeq and is a predicted model, not a curated record. The transcript has 2 exons. Lineage: Eukaryota; Apusomonadida; Apusomonadidae. Gene Ontology annotation, molecular function: calcium-dependent cysteine-type endopeptidase activity. Gene Ontology annotation, cellular component: cytoplasm.
AUGCACUUGGCCGACCGCAUCGACACCAACCGCGGGACGAUCGCCGACUCGCUGGAGCGUGACAUCGACCAGGCCACGUUCUGGAGGCUGACGCUCUACCUUGGCCUGCCAUGCGUCCUCUUUACCGUCCUGGCUUGGCUCUUCCAGCACUGGGUCGUCCACUACCGGCCCAACAGGGCGAAGGCUACCCUCGCCAAGCUCUGGGCCUCGCGUGGAUGGGGUAGCCGCAGCUUUACCGUGGGCAAGCACGUCAUGACCUUUGCCACCGUUGCCAUCGUCUCGUGGCCCUUUGCCUACCUCCUCGCCUGGGCUGCCGCCGUCUCGGAUCGCGUCGUCAACGUCCUUGGCGUCGCCAUCCUACUCGGCGGUACCUACCUGCUCUUCACCGGCUUUGCGCUCUUCAACUGGGCGGCAACCGCGUGGCGGCUCACCAUCUGGCCGGUCCUCUCUUUCAUGACCAUCUCUUGCACCUUUGUCGUCUUUAUGGUCUACAUCGCCUUUACCACCGAGCCGUACACCUUUAUCGGCGUGACCCAGGUCUGGCUCUCGCUCAACUCGUACCCGCUCAUUGUCGCUGGCUUUAUCGAGUACACUGGCUCGAUCUUUGGCGACUUUCGGGCACUUGCCGCCACCCACUACUCGCGCUCGCUGCGCCUCUUCUCGUGGUCGGGCAACAAGCGGUCGUGGGCCUCGUUCAUCCUCACCAUCGUCUCGUACCACGCGCUCGUCGGCUACAUCGUCACCGCCUGGCGUCUCGAGCACGACGGCCAGUGCUCGGCUGACGAGUCGUGCUCGCAGUUUACCCGCAUCGCCGUCGCAAACUCGCUCCUCCUCGUCGUUCUCGACGCCGUCCUCGUCAUGUACAACCUCUCGCGCAAGUCCAAGCUCCCGGCCUCGGUCAACGCUCUCUUUCUCAUCGCCUCGCGCUCGUCCAUGAUCUUCUACGGUGAGUCUUACUGGUUCUUUGCGCACGCCACUACCUACGCUGUCUCGGCCACCGCCCUCGGCAUCCAUAUCGUCAACAAGAAGCUCCCGGUCCCGGUCUCGAUGCUCCACUCCAAGGCCGCCCUCAUCAAGUCGCUCGUCGGCGCCUCGCCCAAGACCUCCGCCUCGGGCUCGGCCAUCUCGGCCUCGGCCACCUCGGUCUCGGCGGCUGUCUCCGACUCGGGUGACAUGUUCCUGGAGCGGACUCGCAUCGUUCAGUUGUUCCCCUGGCUCCGCUCCAAGACCCUUGCCUUUGUCGUCCUUGUCGCCGCCUUUGGCCUCGACAUCGCCAUUGUCGCCGGUGCCGACCUCGCCGAAAAAGUCACCGUCCGUGGCGUCUCGUUUGAGCAGUGGAUCGUCGGCUUUGCCGCCCUCCUCCUCUCAUUUGUCCUUCCGGCCCUCUGGGCCGUCUACCGCGUCUACCAGCGCUCGGCAUACCGGGUCUCGUGGCAGCUUGCCGCUGCAAGCCUCCUUGUGGAGGCCGUAUCGGUCGGCGCUGGCCUUCUCUUCUACACUGCCACCGAGUCGGUAGUCACGCUUUGCGUCGCCAUCUUUGCGCCGCCCUACUUUGUGGCUGGCCUAAUCGCCUUUUUCGACUGGCCGACAAACCCCAUGUACGCGCACUACCACAAGGCCAACGAGUCGCACUGGGUCUUUGCCGCUGCCGCUUCCUCCAUGCUGGCUAUCCUCCUCGCCGCCACUUUUGUCAUCGCCAGCGUCAACUCACCGGCAUGGCACGGAUUCGUUGUCACCGGCAUCACUGCCAUCGUCACCCUCACCGCCAUUGCGCUCUACCGCUUCUACCACACACUCCGCGCCUGGGACCCGGUUGUCGUCACUUCUCUGGUGGUCAUCCUUGUUAUCCUCUGGGGCGCCGGUGCCGCGCUCUGGGACUCGGAGCUCGACGCGGAGAUCAACAAGAGCUCGUUUGGCCUCAUCCUCGGCGGCGUCAUGUAUCCGACUCUCAUCGCGCUAGCCAUGGCCCUCAUCCAGUGGCGCGAUCGCGGCUACCGCGUCUCGCUCUUCCUCGGCCUCGCGCUCGUCCUCACAGCUGUCCUUUUCAUCGUCUUUGCCGCCCUCCUCACCGCCAUCGUCUCGGUCGUCGCCGGCACCAUCGUCGCCGCCGUUGUCCUCUUCGGCUGCGCCGGUAUCGCCACAGCGCUCUACUGGGCGCACAACGACUUUUUCCUGCCGCGCCUCUUCCGCAUCGGUGGUCUUGCCCUCCUUGUCGUCUGCGCUGCCGUCGGUGUCAUCAUCGGCUUUGUCGCCGCGCCGUUUGUCGGCUUCUCCAUUGGCUGGGCCUGCCUCUUUGUCUUUACCGCCUCGCGCGCCCUCCAACGCAUCUCGACCGUCUACUGGUCAUCGUCAUCAUCGCCCAUUUUCUACGGCCGCUUCCUCUUCCCGGUCUUCCAGUAUUCCAAGACCCGCAAGGUCAUGGUCUCGGUGACAUCGACAGUCCUCCUUGUCUACGCCGCCCUUCUCACCGUGGUCGCCUGGGGCGUGGUUGCCACGCUCUUCCUCAACCCGCCGUGGGUCGGCCUCGUCACCUCCUCGCUCACGCUCUCAAUCAUGCUCGCGUACACGCUGUACCUGCUCAACACUCGGGCAUCGUCGUUCCUCUCUGCCGCCCGCGCCACGCCGUCAGCCGCCGUCGAGACGCUCCGGGCUUCGGCUGCCACCCAGUACCUCCAGUCGGUCCGCCCGUCGUCGACCAUCCUCUCGGACGUCUUCCACGCGGCACGGACCGCCAAGACGGUCGACGAGUACCUCGAGCUCAACAAGCUUGACGCAGAGCUCAACGCGAGCUGGACUGCCGAGCAAAAGUUUGCCGCCGCCCUCUGCAUGCUCAUCGGCGACCACCGCGCGCAAGCUGUCCGCGACGAGAUGGCCGCCAUCGAGUGGACCCUCCGCGACAUGAAGUAUCCUGGUGAGGCCGCCGAGACCUACGCCGACCUCACCGACCGCGACAUUGCCCGCUGGAGCGAGGCUGACAUCGAGACCUUUGUCUCGGCGUACUACGCACAGAUGGCCCGCCGCAACUCUCGUGAGCGCGCCCGCCGCAAGGCACUCCAGCAGGACACCGCUGGCGCCGCCCGCCGCAAGCAGGCUCAAGGUCGGUACAAGGCCCCGAUCCCGGUCUCGGUCGCCGAUGCCGGCGACAACGCUGGCGUCGAAGCUGGUGGCGUUUAUGGGGCGGAAAAGGCCAAGUCGGUGUUUGCCGCUGCCAAGGCCAAGCUCGCUGGUGCGCUGGGCUCGGGCUCAAGCUCGGGCUCGGGCUCGUACACCGAAGAGGAAGAGUACUCGGCAGUCGAGGGCAGCUACAAGCUCUCAGCCCGCUACAAUGCCUCGUCGUACGGAUCUGAUGUCGAGGUGUGGGAGGAGGAAGAGGGCUCGUCGUACUCGGCGUCGUACUCGAUGUCGAUGCUGUCGAUCUCGGCCAACGACAGGAUGGCAGAGCUUGCCGGCAACAUGCCGGUCAUUGGCGGUGCCACGCUCGAGGGCCGCAUGGGCGCGGAUGAGGCCGAUCUCUUUGGCCUCGCCCACAACGAGGAACUGUCGGCCGAGGACUUUGGCGAGCCGGGCCUGGUCGACCACCGCUCAAACGUGGUCCAAGCUUCAGCAGCGACUAAGAACCGGGCCAAGGCCAAGGCGUUCCGCAGCAGCAACGUGACAGCGCUCAAGACCCCGCUCCGGCCGCUCACCUCGCGCCGGUACAAGGAGGCGCUCAAGGCCGCGUCCGAGUACUCGUCGGGCUGGGACGACUCGGACAUUUCCGAGUCGUCGUGGUCGCGUCUGGGCGCCGACCUGUUCAAGGGCGGCGCCGACGCCGGUGACAUUGCGCAGGGCGCGCUCGGCGACUGCUGGUUCCUGGCCUCGAUUGCCGCCGCGGCUGCGCACCAGAGCGGCGGCAUCAUUCCCACCACCUUUGGCAAGUCGAACCCGUCCGGUGAGCGUGGGGUGUACGCAGCGCGGUUUUACAAGGAUGGCGUGUGGCGUGAAGUCCUUGUCAACGACAAGGUGCCCAGGGCCGGCGGCGAGCCGCUGUUUGCGCGGUCGACAGACCCCAACGAAGCAUGGGUCUCGGUCAUCGAGAAGGCGUACGCCAAGCUCCACGGCGGGUACCAGGCGCUCGAGGGUGGGUUCAUCCACGAGGGUCUCGCCGACCUCACUGGCGGCGUGCCGUCGGCAUACUGGUUCUCGGUCCCCUCGGUCCAGCAAAAGGUGGCGUCGGGUGAGCUCUUCCAGGACCUCCUCCGCUGGAACUCGGAGGGCCAUCUGCUCGGUGCAGGCUCGCAGGCCGGAACCGACACCCAGGUCAUCGACGGCAUUGUGCAGGGCCAUGCAUACUCGAUCCUGGACGUCGCCGAGGUCGACGGCUUUUCGCUGCUCAAGCUCCGCAACCCGUGGGCCAAAACCGAGUGGGAAGGCCCGUGGUCUGACGCCGACACCAAGAACUGGACUCCGCGCCGCAAGGCCAAGGUCGGCUUUGUGGCCGGUGACGACGGCGAGUUCUGGAUGGCCUUUGAGGACUUCCGCAAGCAGUUCUCGUCGCUCUUUGUCUGCCGCCUCUUCAAUGGACCCGAGUGGCACCGCUACCGUGCCGCCGGUGCGUGGUCGGGCAAGGACGAGAACCACACCGUGUCAUACUCGGUCACGUUCUCGCGCCCGACUCACGCAUGCGUCAUCCUCUCGCAGUACGAUACCCGCGGCUCUGAGACCGAGCCCAUCGCCAUGCUCACCACCGUCUCCGACUCGUCCGGCAACAUUGUGUACCCCAACGCCGACUCGAACUUCUCCUACGACCGCGACGUCGUCAUCGACAAGGAGUUUGACGCCGGCACCUACACCAUUGCUGCACGCGCCUAUCCCGACCAUCUGGACGCUGCUGCCGCCCCGGUCAAGUUCUUUGUCACGCUCCUCGCCCACUCGUACCCGGCCAAGGUCGACAAACCGUUUGUGACCGUCGAGACCGGCAACAACCUCGUGGCAGUCGCCACUGCGCCCGCGCCUGCACCCGCCGUUGCCGUAGCCUCGAGCGUCAGCAGCGCGUCGGGCGACCAUGAUUUGCUCGGCUCAGACGACUCGGACGCUGUCGGCGUUGCGCCCGCGCCCAAGGCUGAUCCCGCUGACGACGGUGGCGACGAGACAACAGACGCUUACACCUUUGUGACUGCCUCGGGCACCGACAGCGGUGAUGAUUCGGCCGAAGCCGAGGCCGAGGCCGAAGCCGAAGCCGAAGCGAAGGGCUCGAGCUCUGUCUCGGAAUCGUCCUCGGGUUCGGCCUCGGGUUCGGCCUCGGGUUCGGCCUCGGGUUCGGCCUCGGGUUCGGCCUCGGGUUCGGCCUCGGGUUCGGCCUCGGGUUCGGCCUCGGGUUCGGCCUCGGGUUCGGCCUCGGGUUCGGCCUCGGGUUCGGCCUCGGGUUCGGCUUCAGGUUCAGCCUCGGCCUCGGCCUCGGGCUCAGCCUCGGGUUCGGCCUCGGGUUCGGCCUCGGGUUCGGCCUCGGGUUCGGCCUCGGGUUCAGCCUCGGGUUCGGCCUCGGGCUCGGGCUCAGCCUCGGGCUCAUCGUAUUCCUCAACAUCGUAACAAGCCCAGCACUCUCUUUUUACUCAUCUUGGUGGCGUCAGCAGCCGCAGCCCUUGUUCUUGUACUCGAUGUCAAGCUUGACGGGAGCAAAGGUGUCACCGUCGUUGUGCGACGAGAGGCGGUGCGCCUUGACCGACAUCCGCAUAAAGGCCUCGGUCACGCCCA